Molecule: messenger RNA, 543 nt
Organism: Meloidogyne enterolobii
Lineage: Eukaryota; Metazoa; Nematoda; Chromadorea; Rhabditida; Meloidogynidae
Source: the annotation of a GenBank genome assembly
AUGAAUUUGUUGGCAUUUCUGGACACUUGUGGGUCAUGGCAAAUUUGGAUGCUUAUCAUAUCGUUCUUGGCGUUGCACUCCUUGCUCGUGGUUUUUGUCAUCGACAGCUUCAUAACGUGUUUGUGCAUUCGUCUUCGCAAAAUUAAGGAAGAGAAGGAACAGAAGUUGCUGUUACUUCACCCACCUCCAACUGAAGAACCAAAACCACCUCCACCGAAGCCUAAACCUAUGAAGCCGACGAAAGAGAAAAAGCCGACAAAAGCAACGGAAGAGAAGCCAACAAAAGAUAAGGAAGAGAAAAAGCUGACAAAGGAUAAGGAAAAACCAGCGAAGGAAGUGGAAAUAAAGCCAGUUGUUAAUCUGGCGUCUGGUCUCUACGAAAAUUGUGAAGCAGCUAAGGAGAAGACGCCGCCAAAAGAGGAACGACCGUUGGAGAGUACAGCUAGAUCUUCUCGAGAUAUUGCUCCUCCACCACCACCACCAAGUCCGCCACCGGAAGCGAAGAGUGACGUGAAAAAGUCAAAGAGUGACGUGAAAAUGUGA